Molecule: messenger RNA, 5008 nt
Organism: Lagopus leucura (white-tailed ptarmigan)
Lineage: Eukaryota; Metazoa; Chordata; Aves; Galliformes; Phasianidae
Biological process (GO): viral process; proteolysis
Molecular function (GO): nucleic acid binding; aspartic-type endopeptidase activity; zinc ion binding
Source: RefSeq, a predicted model, not a curated record
CCGAACAGGGUCUGCAGGGGCCCCUCGGCCCCUGCGAAACCAUGACAACAAAUGGCCUGAAGAUAAGAAGGAAGAGCAAGAAGGACCAAAUAAGGAAGAAACAGGACAUUCCACAUGUCCAUUGGCCAGGAGACGACCCUGAGGCAUUCCACCCUCGGGUAGUUGCUAAUAGUAACCAGAUAGGGAAGUUAUACGUGGAGUCAGAGGGGCGUAGACGAAGUUGUACAAGGCUAUAUAAGUUCCUGUCGUGAUCAAAUAAACGCCAUUUUACCACCCACCACAUUGGUGUGCACCGAGGUAGAUGGACAGACCGAUGAGUCCCUAACGAUUGCGAACACCUGUAUGAAGCCUUUUGCAGGCGGAAGGCUUCAUUUGGUGACCCCGACGUGAUAGUUAGGGAAUAGUGGUCAGCCACAGGCGGCGUGGCGUUCCUGCUCUCUUCCGUCUCCCUUGGGGAAGGAGACGAUGACCCUUGCGUAGGGGGCUGCGGCUUAGGAGAGUGGAAGCUGGGUAGCGUCGGAGGGGGCUCUACGGCCGGGAGCCUGCUUAACCUGCCGAGGACCCAGGAAACCAUCGGAAGAGGUGCCCGGUGGUUGUGUGAUCCGCGGGAGAGGACGUCCGGCGGAGUGAAUAUGGAGGCCGUCAUAAAGGUGAUUUCGUCCGCGUGUAAGACCCAUUGCGGGAAAAAUUCUCCUUCUAAGAAGGAAAUAGGGGCAAUGUUGUCUCUUUUACAAAAGGAGGGACUGCUAACAUCUCCCUCAGAUUUGUAUUCCCCGGGGUCCUGGGAUCCCAUCACCGCAGCGCUUUCCCAACGGGUGAUGGAACUCGGGAAGUCGGAGGAGUUGAGGACCUGGGGACUGGUUUUGAAGGCACUGAAGGCAGUGCGGGAGGAACAGGUUACAUCUGGACAGGCGAAGCUUUUGUUGGGCUUGGGGGGAGGGAAGGUCUCUCCCACAGAUUCCGCAGGAAAGUCAACUACUGAGCCUCAGACUGGCGAGGAGGAAAAGAAAACGGCUGCACAGCAAGAAUCGAAGAUGGCGCCGGGAGAGGUGACCACGCCCAAAACCGUUGAGGCGAUCACGCCUAAAACCGUUGGUACAUCCUGUUAUCGUUGCGGGACAGAUGUUGGCUGCAGUUGCGCCACCGCUGCCCCCUCCGCCCCUCCUCCUUAUGUGGGGAGUGGCUUGUAUCCUUCUUUGGAGGGGUUGGGAGGGCCGGAGGGGGAGGGCGUGACCACGUCAACGGCGGGGCGGGACGGUACGCCCCGAGGGGUGGAACAAAAGGCGGAGUUAGGACGCCCUGAUCCGGCCCCUGGGCCAGCCCUGACUGAUUGGGCAAGGAUCAGGGAGGAGCUUACAACGGCGGCCCCGUCUGUGGUGGCCAUGCCCGUUGUUAUAAAAACAGAGGGACCGGCUUGGACCCCUCUGGAGCCAAAAUUGAUUAUGCGAUUAGCCGACACAGUCAGGUCUAAAGGUUUACGAUCUCCGAUUACUAUGGCAGAAGUGGAAGCUAUUAUGUCUUCCCCGCUGCUGCCGCAUGAUGUUACGAAUCUUAUGAGGGUCAUAUUAGCCCCCGCCCAAUAUGCUCUGUGGAUGGAUGCUUGGGACGUCCAGCUACAGACGGUCGUAGCGGCGGCUACCCGAGACCCUCGACACCCCGCGAAUGGUCAAGGGCGGGGGGAACGAACUAACCUGGAUCGCUUAAAUGGCAAAGCGGAUGGAAUGGCCGGGAAUCCGGAGGGCCAAGCCGCGCUUUUGAGACCGGGGGAGUUGGUAGCUAUCACGGCGUCGGCUCUCCAGGCGUUCAGAGAGGUCGCCCGGUUAGCGGAGCCUACAAACCCUUGGGCGGAUAUCACACAGGGGCCAUCUGAGUCCUUUGUGGAUUUUGCCAAUCGCCUUAUAAAGGCGGUUGAGGGGUCGGACCUUCCAUCUUUGGCACGAGCCCCUGUAAUUAUUGACUGCCUUAGACAGAAGUCACACCCGGAUGUCCAACAGCUCUUACGAGCAGCGCCCUCCACACUCACGACACCGGGAGAGAUAAUUAAAUAUGUUUUAGACAGACAGAAGGCUGUUCCGUUCACGGACCAAGGAGUAGCGUCGGCCGUGUCCUCGGCCGUGUCAUCGGCCAUCCAACCCUUAGUCAUGGCGGUAGUCAACAAGGAAAGGGACGGACGCGGUGGAUCGGGUGAUCGCGUUCGGGGGCGUUGUUACUCCUGUGGAUCCCAGGGGCACUAUCAGGCGCAAUGCCCUAAAGGCAAAAGACCAGGGGGUAGCCGUGGGCGAUGUCAGCUAUGUGAAGGGCUGGGGCACACUGCUAGAUCAUGUCGGAGGUCCCCACGGGAGGCAGGCGCAGGUCAGAGUCAUCAGCUAGAAAAGGGGUCCUCCCCAGGGACAUGGCUUCCUUCAACCCAGCCUACUGUGUCGCUGGCAAUGACCAUGGAACACAAGGAUCGCCCCUUGGUCAGGGUUGUGUUAACUAAUACAGGUAGUUGUCCUGUGAAGCAGCGUACGACGUAUAUCACGGCAUUAUUGGAUUCCGGAGCUGACGUUACCAUUAUUUCAGAGGAUGACUGGCCCGCAGACUGGCCAUUGAUGCAAGCCGCGAGUACGCAAGUUUACGGGAUAGGAGGGGGAAUCCCUAUGCGGAAAUCUCGAGAGAUGAUUGAGGCAUUUCUGUUUGGGUACCCUGGGGAAGCGAGCAAGAAAGAUCUGGAAAAGAAGCCGGCGGAGACAAGCAAGAAAGAUCCGGAGAAGACACCCUUGCUGCCGACGAGAAUUGAUGGGAGAAUUGAUGGAAUCACAGUGUUUGUCUGUUUAUUGAUUUUGUAUGGGACUACGGGAGUAGACGCAGAUGUACAUCUAUUAGAACAGCUGGGGAACCUUUGGGUCACUUGGGCGAACCGUACAGGCCAGACAGAUUUUUGUCUCUCUACGCAGUCAGCCACUUCACCGUUUCAAACAUGUUUAGUUGGUGUCCCGAUAGAGAUUCGAGAACAGGACUUCGGAGGGUAUGUCUAUGACACUAACUGCAAAGAUUUAGGGCGAGACAGGCUUAUCAUGUCAGCUGAAAUCACGGGUAGCCUUAAUGAUAGUAUUACCCUUGACUAUCCGAAAGUGAUUUGUUUACUAACAAAAUUGAAUGUCUCCCUCUGGGAUGAUCCGCCAGAGCUACAGCUAUUAGGCUCUCAAUCCCUUCCUAAUAUCAACAACGCCCCUAAUGCCGCUGAUAACAUACCCCCUAUGGCUGGAAGGUGUAUAGGAUUCGCCCCAGACUCAGACCCUGCCGGCAUCUACGGAUGGAAUCGUAAGCAGGUAAUGCGUAAUUUCCAGAUAGCCCCGUGGUUUAAUCCCUUUUUUGACCCUAAAACCAACUCCUCUGAACCAUUUACAGUAGUGACAGCAGAUAGAUACACAUUUUUCCGGGGGGGGGAAUAUUGCGGUAGAUACGAACACAGAUACUGGGAAUUGAGCAAUUGCACUGAGAGGAAACAGGAUUCCUUUUCCAUCUACACAUGCACAGCUCGGGGACUGACUACACAAAGCUCACGCCCUCCCUGGAAACAGUGUGAAAGAAUGGGGGGUAAUUGGAUCAAUAGUACACAGUCUUUUAACGUGAGUGAAUUUUCUGGUACAAAUGUACAGAUAUCCUGUAAGGGUGAUCGUCUUGGCAACGCCAGUGGAUGUUGCGGGAGGACUGCUACAAUUCUUCCACCAGGGGCAUGGGCUAACUGUAAAAGUAGGGGUUUCACUAAGCCAAAAGCACUACCACCUAACAUCUUUCUCAUCUGUGGGGACCGCGCGUGGCAAGGAAUCCCAAGUCAUCCGGUAGGGGGUCCUUGCUACUUAGGGAAACUUACUAUGCUAGCACCUAAUCACACGGAGAUCCUUAAAAUGCUCGCCAACACACAACGAGCAGCGAUAAGACGCAGACGAAGUAUAUCACGAUUGGACAGUACGUGCUCGGACGAAGUACAACUCUGGAGCGCCACGGCAAGGAUCUUCGCGUCCAUCCUGGCCCCGGGGGUAGCAGCUGCACAAGCCUUGAGGGAAAUCGAGAGACUGGCUUGUUGGUCCGUUAAGCAGGCCAAUUUAACAACGUCACUCCUCGGGGAUUUACUAAUGGAUGUUACGAGCAUCAGACACGCGGUCCUGCAGAACCGAGCAGCUAUUGAUUUCCUGCUUCUAGCUCACGGCCAUGGUUGUGAGGAUGUUGCGGGGAUGUGUUGUUUUAAUCUUAGCGACCACAGUGAAUCUAUACACAAGAAGUUCCAGCUUAUGAAAGAACAUGUUAACAAGAUCGGCGCGGAAAAAGACCCGAUUGGGGAUUGGCUACGAGGACUGUUCGGAGGCAUAGGGGAAUGGGGUGUGCAUUUACUGAAGGGUCUGCUUUUAGGGCUUGUAGUUAUCUUGCUUUUUAUAGUAUGUGCACCUUGCUUUCUACAAAUCAUGUUAAGAUGUAUUCAAGGGAUGGUUAAUCGCACGAUCAACUAUCACGUAGAGUAUAAGAAAAUGCAAAAGGCUUCUAGGCAACCAGAAAGUGCGAUAGUAUAAGGUUAGUAUGGGGUCAUUUUGCGAAUCGGGAUGUAACGGGGCAAGGCUUAACUGAGAGGACAAUGGCAUGUAUAGGCGCAAUGCGGGGAUUUCGGGCUGUACGCGAUUAGGGUCCUCUCAGGAUGUAGUAGCUUAGAAUGUAGUAGUUACGCUUAUGCAUAGGGAGGGGGAAAUGUUGCCGAACAGGGUCUGCAGGGGCCCCUCGGCCCCUGCGAAACCAUGACAACAAAUGGCCUGAAGAUAAGAAGGAAGAGCAAGAAGGACCAAAUAAGGAAGAAACAGGACAUUCCACAUGUCCAUUGGCCAGGAGACGACCCUGAGGCAUUCCACCCUCGGGUAGUUGCUAAUAGUAACCAGAUAGGGAAGUUAUACGUGGAGUCAGAGGGGCGUAGACGAAGUUGUACAAGGCUAUAUAAGUUCCUGUCGUGAUCAAAUAAACGCCAUUUUACCACCCACCA